GCUCCAUUCCCAAAUUCAGCCCUUUUCUCCUCUCUCAGAAAUACUCAUACCCCCAUCGCCAUCGCCUCCCUCUCUCAAUUCCUUUUUCCUCUUUCCCAUUUCUACCAAUCCCAACAACAUUUCUGCACAUCAAAACAGAUUGAUUAUUGUUCAUCAAAGGGGACCACCUGAGAUCAAAUCCAAUUCCGAACAAUGUUUAGAAGGCUCGCUAUCCAGCUUCGCAAUCUCGCCCCGACUCGAUCUCUUCCCAGGGCCACUCCAUUCCCCGUUGGAUCUUCCAGAGCUCCGGACAAUGCCCUCCUUGCUUUCCCCAUCUUCUCUCGCCAUUUCACUACUGAAUCUGGGUAUGUGACUAAAAGAGUGGAGGAUGUAAUGCCGAUUGCUACUGGUCAUGAGCGUGAAGAGCUAGAAGCUGAGCUUCAAGGAAGGGACCUCCUGGAAAUCAACUACCCCGCAGGUCCAUUCGGAACAAAGGAAGCACCUGCUGUGAUCAAGUCUUAUUAUGACAAAAGGAUUGUGGGAUGCCCUGGCGCUGAAGGAGAGGAUGAACACGAUGUUGUUUGGUUCUGGCUAGAGAAGGGCAAGCCUCAUGAGUGCCCAGUAUGCUCGCAGUACUUUGUGUUGGAAGUAGUUGGUCCAGGCGGACCUCCUGAUGGACAUGGGGAUGAUGAGGAUGAUCAUCACUGAAUGUAGUUGGCAAUUUUGCUGCCAGAAUAAGAUCUGGUGAGAGAAUGAUGGAUUUUGUAAUAUUCUUGAGGGUUCAAGAGCUUAUUCAUUUCGCCCGCCGUUUGAUGGACCUGUUGGUCUUACAGUUGCUUUUGCAACAAUUUAACCUGUUCCUCUUGAUGGUUUUUGGGUUUUAGAAACAUGGGCUAGCUAGUCUGUCACUUGGAAAUAUGGACUUACAAACUUUCUCAUGCGGCACAUAAUAAUCGAUGGCAACCAAGUACUUUCAUUCUUGCCACUUUUAUUGUCUUCAAACAUGAGCCUCUCUUUUAGGUAAUCAUUGUUCAUUUAUGCUUUUGCUUGUGCAUAUUCUUGUAGUGAGUCAUCUUAGGGAUUAUAUAUCCAAUUCUGAA
Molecule: messenger RNA, 1079 nt
Organism: Sesamum indicum (sesame)
Lineage: Eukaryota; Viridiplantae; Streptophyta; Magnoliopsida; Lamiales; Pedaliaceae
Product: putative cytochrome c oxidase subunit 5b-like
Biological process (GO): mitochondrial electron transport, cytochrome c to oxygen
Cellular component (GO): mitochondrial envelope; respiratory chain complex IV
Source: RefSeq, a predicted model, not a curated record